Molecule: messenger RNA, 4045 nt
Organism: Melozone crissalis (California towhee)
Lineage: Eukaryota; Metazoa; Chordata; Aves; Passeriformes; Passerellidae
Gene: MYSM1
Product: Myb like, SWIRM and MPN domains 1
Exons: 20
Coding region: 18-2486 (822 amino acids)
Biological process (GO): double-strand break repair
Cellular component (GO): BRCA1-A complex; BRISC complex
Molecular function (GO): metallopeptidase activity; polyubiquitin modification-dependent protein binding
Source: RefSeq, a predicted model, not a curated record
GCGCCGGGCCCGCUGUCAUGGCGGCGGCGGAGGAGCCUGAGGUGGACAUCGAGGGGGACCCUGCGGCCGCGCCGGGAGAUCAUGAAAACACAGCAUCAAGCCUGCUGCAGGAUCACUAUCUUGAUUCAUCUUGGAGAACUGGCAACAGUCUUCCCUGGACGUUGGACAGCAGCAUCAGUGAAGAAAAUAGGGCUGUCAUUGAGAAGAUGUUGCUGGAGGAAGAGUAUUAUUUAUCUAAUAAAACACUUUCUGAAAAAAUAUGGCUCAACCAAAAGGAAGUGGAGAAAAGAUCUAUGAAAAGCCCACAUAAGAAAACUGGAAAAGUCAUGGUGCGCUCACCCACAAAAUCACCUGGCUGUUCCUUGAAGUGGACAGCAGAGGAAAAAGAGCUGUUUGAACAAGGACUGGUGAAAUUUGGCCGCAGGUGGACGAAAAUUGCCAAACUGAUCGGCACUCGAACGGUUCUGCAAGUCAAGAGCUAUGCUCGGCAGUACUUCAGGAACAAGGCAAAAAAUGGUGAUUCAGAAAAAGAAGAGCAAAGUCAGUGUGGGAGCAGCCUUCCCAUGGAAGAUGGGGCAGGGAUGGAAGCUGGAAGCUUGAGAGGCCGUGCAGACCCCAACCUGAACGCAGUGAAAAUUGAGAAGCUCUCAGAUGAUGAGGAAGUGGACAUAACUGAUGACAUGGAUGAACUACUCACUCCUGCCUUCCAGCAAGAAACAGGAAAAUCUGAAUUGUCUGUUAUCCCAAAAAGUCCAGUUGAAGAAACAAAAGCAGUGGAACAAGGUUUUUCAUCUGCUGGCCACAGUUCUGCAACUGCUUUGCCUAAAGAAGAUCCUCAGCACACCAGGCCAGAGCCAGUGGAUGCAUUGGUAUUUCCUGCUGUGGCAGCAACGUGUUCCCAGCACCUGAAUGGGGAUAAAUCUGUGAAUUUGGAUUACCAGCAGUACAACAAUCUUGUUGAGAAAGCUGGGCAAAGUGGACCAGUCACACGUCCUGCACAAGGAGCCGGUCAGGAGCUCAGUGAGGAGCAAAGAGACCUGGCUGAUAACGGAUUGCUUUUUCCUUCUCCCUGCCAAGUGGAUGAAGAUCAUCAAGAGGAAGCAGAGGAGCUGAAGCCACCUGAUCAAGAAGUGGAGGUUGACAGAAGCCUCAUUCUGGAGGAAGAGAAGCAGGCUAUUCCCGAAUUCUUUGAAGGGCGCCAGGCCAAAACACCAGAACGUUAUUUGAAAAUCAGGAAUUAUAUUUUGGAUCAGUGGGAGAGAUGCAAACCCAAAUACCUGAACAAGACCUCGGUGCGGCCCGGCCUGAAGAACUGCGGGGACGUGAACUGCAUCGGGCGCAUCCACACCUACCUGGAGCUGAUAGGAGCCAUCAACUUCGGCUGUGAGCAGGCCGUGUACAACCGGCCGCAGCCCGCCGCCGACCGGAGCCGCUGCAGGGAGGGCAAGGACACGGUGGAAGCCUAUCAGCUGGCCCAGCGCCUGCAGUCCAUGCGCACGAGAAGACGGCGAGUGCGGGACCCGUGGGGAAACUGGUGUGAUGCAAAGGAUUUGGAAGGACAGACAUUUGAGCAUCUCUCAGCUGAAGAAUUAGCAAGAAGGAGAGAGGAAGAAAAACUGAAACCUGCAAAAUCUUCUAAAGGUUCAAGACAAAUCAAAAGUUCCUUUGAUCCCUUUCAGCUGAUACCAUGCUGUUUGUUCACGGAAGAAAAGCAGGAGCCCUUUCAGGUGAAAGUGUCUUCUGAAGCACUUUUAAUAAUGGAUUUGCACUCUCACGUGUCUCUGGCAGAAGUGAUUGGGCUGCUCGGUGGAAAGUACUCUGAAGCUGAUAAAAUUGUGGAAGUGUGCACAGCAGAGCCGUGCAACAGCCUGAGCACAGGCCUGCAGUGCGAGAUGGACCCGGUGUCACAGACUCAGGCCUCGGAGUCGCUGGCAGCCCGCGGCUUCCGGGUGAUCGGCUGGUACCACUCGCACCCCGCCUUCGAGCCCAGCCCCUCCCUCCGCGACAUCGACACGCAGGCCAAGUACCAGAGCUAUUUCUCCAGGGGUGGUGCCAUGUUCAUCGGGAUGAUCAUAAGCCCUUACAACAGGAAUAAUCCUCUUCCCUAUUCCCAGAUCACCUGUCUGGUCAUUAGUGAUGAGAUCAGUUCUGAUGGUUCCUAUCGCCUGCCCUACAAAUUUGAAGUGGAACAGAUGUUGGAGGAGCCUCAGUGGGAAUUAGUAUUUGAAAAAACAAGGUGGAUAAUUGAGAAAUACAGAUUUUGCCACAGCAGUGUCCCCAUGGAUAAAAUUUUUCAUAGAGAUUCUGACCUGACUUGUUUGCAGAAACUUUUGGAGUGCAUGAGGAAGACUUUGGGCAAGGUAACAAACUGCCUCAUUGCUGAAGAGUUCUUGACUCAGAUAGAAAACUUAUUCCUUUCCACAUACAAGAGUGAAAAAAAUGCUGAAGGAAGUGAGAAUGAACAUUCACAUGAACUGCCAGUGUGAUGGCUUUGGAAUUUUGAUUUCAUUUUUGAAUUUCUUCCCCUCCUCUCCAUUAUGUCAACUCUUUCAGAAUUCUUGUCCCUUUUAGUAGUGACUGUUAAGAAUCCAGUGUCAUCUCAUGGUUGUGGUUGAAAAACACUUUGAAAGCUCCUGAUGUGUGACCUGUGUGCCUGAGGAAUGUUAAUGCUGAUGAGUGCCAUGGAGGUAAUGAUUGACCAGCCUGGUGUGUGGGAAGGACACCCUGUCAGGAAUGCUGUGCAUCAGUCUGCAAGGAGAGCUUGUCCUCUCUCAAGUCUUUCAGUUUGGGAAUUUUCUCUAAUGUUUUUAUCUACAAGUGCACCUCUAACUCAGAAUGGAUUUGUUCCUUUGCCUUAGGGAGUGUAAGUUUGAAUGAGUUCACAAAAGGAAAACUUAACUGAAAUGAGAGUUUUGUAGCUCAGAGUUUCCUGGUGUCCAGUAAGAAGUUUCAUCCAGUUGCAGCAAAAUACAUCUCCCAAUUUCUUUUUUUACUAUUAUUUUUCUUAUUACUUUUCCCCAUUGAUUUUGCUGGUCAAGUAGCUUUUUGGCAUAUUCUUUGCCAUCCUGCUUCUAUAUUGAGGAGAAAAGGCUGACAAGUUUCAUGACUUCUCAGUAGUGGCUGUCCUUGUUUCCAGUGGAAAUGAUAACUCCUGUCUUACUACAGGUUACCUCUUUCUGACCUUCCAUUCUACAGGGAGGUUUUAUGUUGUUCUUCUGAUCAUUGUGGUUUGUCCACUUCUAAUUGCCACUGUUUCCUGUGGAAACCAGAGCUCCUGACUGAUGGCAAAGUGAGUGUAACAAGCAGAAAAGGAUUUGUGUUUUUGAAGAAAAAUAAUCCCCACUUUUAUAUUCAGAGUCUUCUCUAUAAUGUACAGUUCAAUAGAAAAACAUUUGUUUAUAUCAGUUCCUCAGUUAUGAUUUCAUACAGGUAUAUAUUUAGAUAAAUCACUCACAGAUUGAUCUUGAUUGAGAAGUUUCCUGAUUGCAACUUGGAAAUGUUUCAUGAGCUGUACCACUGUGAAUCUUUUUAGAAAAAAAUGUGCUUUAAAUGUUGCUCUCUAAAUACUAAGGAAACUUGACUUGUCUACAGGUAUUACUAUUUCCACAUGUUUAUCUUGGGCAGAGUUUCUCAGAGAGGUCUAAAAUAUAUUUGAAAGUUUCAAGCAAGACUUGGAGUUUAUAUCUAGAGGGGAGACAAUGGACCCAAUUUUUAUUUUAAGAAAAUAUAUGUGUGUGUAUAUAUAUACAUAUAGUUCUACAUAACAUAAAUGGAAUUUUGAGAUUUGAUAUGUUUCAACUUUUUGUUUGUAUAAAGAGUUUGAAAAGCUUUAAAAUCAUAGAGUUGCAUCCCAAGGAGGGAACUCCUUUAUGGGAAGUUAAUGUUAUAUUUUUAUCAGGCCUCAUGAAUCUCUCUGUCACUAAGGGGAGGGAGCAGAACUUGAGCAGAUGAAAAUGUGAGUCCUUGAAAUUCAGAGAUUUUCCCACUUUUAAGAGCUGUGGACUCAAAGGUACUGGUGGGUGUUGUGUGCUCUCUGUGUUCAGAU